This is a messenger RNA of Daucus carota subsp. sativus, 1112 nucleotides long. RefSeq names its product pre-rRNA-processing protein ESF2. The coding region runs from base 164 to 907 and encodes 247 amino acids. Gene Ontology annotation, biological process: endonucleolytic cleavage in 5'-ETS of tricistronic rRNA transcript (SSU-rRNA, 5.8S rRNA, LSU-rRNA); endonucleolytic cleavage to generate mature 5'-end of SSU-rRNA from (SSU-rRNA, 5.8S rRNA, LSU-rRNA); endonucleolytic cleavage in ITS1 to separate SSU-rRNA from 5.8S rRNA and LSU-rRNA from tricistronic rRNA transcript (SSU-rRNA, 5.8S rRNA, LSU-rRNA). Gene Ontology annotation, cellular component: nucleolus. NCBI's taxonomy places the organism in Eukaryota, Viridiplantae, Streptophyta, Magnoliopsida, Apiales, Apiaceae. The transcript has 8 exons. Gene Ontology annotation, molecular function: RNA binding. The record is from RefSeq and is a predicted model, not a curated record.
GCUGUACCAACCCGGUUAGCAGGCCAGGGUUGGGCAUCAUCGGAUUUAAACUCCUAGGGUUUAUCAAUUUUCAAUUUUUCUUCAUAGCCCACGCUGCUCUGCUGCGCCAUAGCUCCAUCACUUGCUCCCCCAAAUCUUCUUUCAAGCUCUUCGUUUUUCAAGAAUGUCUGAAGAAGAGCAACAACCCGAAGAGAUAAAAGAUAAAGCUAAAUUGAGCUCUGAAAAACGAAAAAAUAAGCAAAAGAAACGAUUUUUACAAGAAGUCGAGAAAGCUGAGAAGCGUGGAGUGUGUUAUUUGAGUCACAUUCCUCCUAAAAUGGAUCAUGUUAAGCUCAGGCAGCUUCUUUCUCAGUAUGGGGAGAUACAAAGAAUUUAUCUCACCCCUGAAAAUCCUGAUGCUCGAUUGAAUCGUAAAAAGGCUGGUGGAUUUCGAGGACAGAAGUUCUCAGAAGGGUGGGUUGAAUUUACAGACAAACGGGUCGCCAAGGAUGUGGCUGAGACGUUGAAUGGUGAACAAAUGGGUGGGAGAAAGAGGUCACCAUUUUAUUAUGACACUUGGAACAUCAAAUAUCUAAGUAAAUUCAAAUGGGAUGAUCUCACGGAAGAGAUUGCAUACAAAAGUGCCACUCGAGAACAAAAAUUAGCAUUGAACAUGUCGGCUGCCAAGCGUGAGAGGGACUUUUACCUUUCUAAAGUGGAUCAAUCUCAUGCUCAAAAACAUAUAGCGGAACGAUUGCAAAAGAAGCAAAAGGUUAACCCAGAGCAGGAAGAACCAUCUCAGGUACCAUAUAACCAGGUCAUUCGGCAAUACCCGCAAACACAACCACUUGCUGAUAAAUCCGGCAAGAAGAAACAACUACUAUCGAAGGAUGUGCUGGCUGGAGUAUUCGGUCUAGGUGCAACUUGAACAAACAAAUACCUCUCCUGGGACACUGGUGGGACUAAGCUAGAGUGAGCCAGGACAAGAUUUUUGAUAGUUGAAUCAUGUACAAUUAAGUUUUGUACUAUUCAGAAUGAUUAAUUCCAUAAUAUAUGGCCAAGAAUGCAUUUUCUGAGUCUAAACUAUAUCCUAGAAGAUUAAGGUUUUCUAUGUUACCAUGUUUCUUUUUUAA